GAAACGCAAUGCAGGUUUCAGUUUGCUGAUAUUGCUACAAGCGAUAAGAUGCAAUCUCAAUUGAUUUAAAUUUUUAAUUUAAAGAUCAAGGUACAUUAAGAACAUGGAUGAAACAACGAUUGAUUCAAUUUUUUCGGGGUCCUUGAAAUCCUUACCGCCUGUCAGUUCGAAAAUUGUGCGGAUAUUUACAAGCUCGACCUUUACUGAUACAACAAUGGAAAGAAAUACUUUGAUGGCGCAGUGCUAUCCCAAACUUAAAGACUAUUGCAGAGAGAAACAUGGUUUAGAAUUUCAGGUAGGACAUUUCAUAGAAAAAAAAAUAACAUAA
This is a messenger RNA of Trachymyrmex septentrionalis, 328 nucleotides long. RefSeq names its product NACHT and WD repeat domain-containing protein 2-like. The record is from RefSeq and is a predicted model, not a curated record. The transcript is spliced from 2 exons. The coding region runs from base 104 to 328 and encodes 74 amino acids. Lineage: Eukaryota; Metazoa; Arthropoda; Insecta; Hymenoptera; Formicidae.